Stegastes partitus (bicolor damselfish) is the source of this 1526-nucleotide messenger RNA. It is a transcript of the gene ptrhd1, whose product is annotated as peptidyl-tRNA hydrolase domain containing 1. Bases 30 to 410 code for a protein of 126 amino acids. NCBI's taxonomy places the organism in Eukaryota, Metazoa, Chordata, Actinopteri, Pomacentridae. Gene Ontology annotation, molecular function: peptidyl-tRNA hydrolase activity. The transcript is spliced from 2 exons. The record is from RefSeq and is a predicted model, not a curated record.
CCGACAAUCCGUUCCCGUUCACACUGAAGAUGGCGGCUGCAGGAGCCGGGUCUCCGGGCCGGCUGGUCCAGUACGUGGUGGUCCGCUCGGAUCUGGUCCACAAGCUGUCGUGGCCGCUGGGAGCCGUGAUCACUCAGGCCUGCCACGCCGCUACCGCCGCCAUCCACCUGCACUACGGAGACCCGGACACUCAGCGGUACCUGGCCGAGCUGGACUCCAUGCACAAAGUGGUGCUGGGGGCUCCAGAUGAAGCUGCUCUGUCCAGCCUGUCAGAGAGUCUGACCCAGGCUGGGGUCUCCCACAAACUUUGGAUCGAACAACCAGAGAACAUCCCCACAUGCUUGGCUCUAAAACCGUAUCCAAAAGAGACUGUCCAGCCACUGAUGCGCAAGUUCAAACUCUUCAAAUGACUGGUGCUGCUGCCUUGCCAAGAUGUUGCCGUUUAUUUUUUUUAAAUUCGUUUACUUUGGUUUACAAUCUGAAUCGUGUGCAUAUCAGCAAUUGUCUGUGGAUGCAACAUAACAGCUGAAAAAAAUGUUUUUCAAUUUUAAUUUGUUCAGGUGCAAAAUACAAAAGAGCAUGAGCCGUAUUAACGUGAACAUCAUAUGUGAUGUAAAAGCAAAAUGCGCCCUGGGUGGCACCAGCUACGAACUGAUCUACAACUGUAGCAGCAAAAGGCCCAAAUCAGAAUUCUCUGCUGGUCUUGUUUACAUAAAUAAACUGCAGUGUAAAUGAAGUUCGUGUGAUCACACCGACAGUCGUCUGUUUCAGUAUGAACAACAUCUGCCUCGUCCUGUUGUGUGACAAGUUGUUUUACAUGAGGGUUUCCACUGUGUCAGUAUUUCCAUUUCUGCACUGCACUAUAAAUGGAGUUCCUAGAUGACGUAGCUCCUGCAGAGUUCAUGUGUCAGUGUACACGACAAAACCUCGAAACAUUGCAUGCAAGGUUUGGACCAGUUAAUAUUCACUUGUAAUUUCUUUUAAAAAUCCUAACAGCUGCUUAAACUUUCAGUAAAACAGAAAUACUGCUGCCCAGUGUCACUGCUUGUUCAGCAGAGCAACCACAGGAAGAAGAAGUUUUCAGUACCAACCUUCAAGUACUUAAAGAGCUGGAACUCUAAAGGGCAGAUUUGUGUUUUACAAGCGAUUACUCUGUUUGUAGAUGUUUAAGAGGCUUUUUACUGCAAAAUCUGGAUCGUUUAAAGAGUCUGAAAUGCAAAAAUCUCUAAAUGUCUUGAUUGUAUUGUAGUUCAGAUGAUCACAGGUCACAACCAUCAUGGCUCUCAGUAGAUGAGCCUGAUAUUCUCACAUGUACAGAUAUGAAACUGGUGAAGAAGAUGCUUGAUUUUCAAAUGACAUUUAAGCUGCAAUUUGAGUUCAUUUGCAGGCAUUUCAGCACCUACUGGGCAGGAAAACAUACAUUUCUCUGUCUGGCUAUGAUAUUUUUUUCACUGAAGUGGUGACAUUCAUUUAAAGAUACAUUAAAGUCGUAAAAAUGGGUCACAUAGCUGACCUGUCAGACACAA